Molecule: messenger RNA, 900 nt
Organism: Darwinula stevensoni
Lineage: Eukaryota; Metazoa; Arthropoda; Ostracoda; Podocopida; Darwinulidae
Source: the annotation of a GenBank genome assembly
AUGACAACGAUGGGAGAGGAGGAGGAGGACCCGGAACGACUCGGAGUGGGGAUCGAGGAGGAGCAGGACCGAGGAGGAGCGGGGGAGGACCCGGACCGACUCGGAGUGGGGAUCGGGGAGAGGAGGAGAAGCGCUCGUUCGACGUCCUCUGGGGAUUCGUCCGAGCUCUCAAGUAAGAUCAGGAACAUAUUGAAGCCGCAGAGCCUCGGGGGGUCGUCCUUCUCGGUCAUCAAGGCGGAUAAGUUCGCGAUGGAGAGACAAGGGGGGAAGACGGCGAAGACUCCGAUGCACAAGCUCAUGAGGCAGGCGUUUGCGGAUCCGGAGGUCGAGUCGCUGUUUCAGCUCUACUAUCGCAGGCAGAAGAGAUUCGACAUGCAAGUGUUUCUGUUUGCGGGGAUCUCGUUCGGGCUGUACGUGAUCUUCCUCAUAUGCAUGUCGAUUCGAGACGCGAGGGAAGAAGCGACGGCCGUGGCGGUGACGCCCGCGGCCAGGGACUUUCCCAUUCUGAUCCGAGGAGCGGGACCCCCUCACACGACGAGUGAGAAUUCCCACCCGGGGACCCCGCUGGGCCUCAGCGUCGCCUACGUCGUCUUCUACGUCGUCGUCUGGACCCUGAGCGCCUGCGGCGCCCUCAACGAGACCAUCUGGCGCUUCCUCCCCUGGUGCGUCCUGGCGACCCUGCUCGUCCAGGUGACCGUCGGGGUGUGCAUGGCCGGACUCCCCGCCUCUCCCUCCGCCUUCAUCCCCUGGUCCCUCGUCUUCCCUUUCCUCGUGAUCGUCACUUUGCCGAUUCGGUUGAGGCUAGCCAUCGCGGCGAGCGUGGUCACCGGGGUCUUCGCGCUCGUCCUCAUCGCCCUGCUGCCCUUUGCCAAGCAUCUGCCGUUUCAGUGCCAGCGCUGA